CCUAAUCUCUGCUUCAAUCUUCCUUAUCCUCAUCGACAUUUGCAGCUCGUUUUUCUGUCCCCGGGAUCCUGCUUUCGACAUAUUCCGUUCGCCGCUUUCAGCACCUCGAUUGCUGUUAUUUUUCUUCCAUUUCCGUUCGUCUUCAACUUCAAUCAAGCAGUAUUCGAGCUUUGCAUAUGUUUUAUGCCUCAAUCUUAGGGUCUCAUCUCGAUCGUUAGACUUAUAUACCCCUCUGUAUUUGUGUAUACGGGGUUCGGCUCGGUUUCAAGUAAUUCAACCGUUUGAUCUGUGAAUUCAUCGAAUAAUUAUAGCUGGAUGGGCUGAAAUUGAAGUUCUCUGAUUUAUGAACCUUGCUAGCUAAUAGAUCCUUCAUAUUAAUACGACUAUGUUUGUCCCAAGAGAAGUGUGAAGAUUUUGUCGUCGCUCGUCAGAAUCUUGCAGCCGUUGCCAGAUUUUUCUGAAAAUUAUCGCUAUGGCUGAAAUGACUCGACAUGAUGGAAUAAAGCAAAAUGGGUCACUAAACUGUCUGCGCUUCUUUCUUAUGAAGCAGCGGUCGGUCUAAGCAAUUUUGGACGCAAUGUUCACAAUAGGUCAUCCAGAAACAGUCUCUCUGUGCUUUAGUACAGAUCAAAAUGGAGGGGCAAGCAUCUUUGCUUCAAUGGAUUUGGAAUUCUCAGAUACCAGGAGCAGCAUUCAACAAUUUACACCUUUAGAUGAACAUGCUUCAAAGGUGAGGAAACCUUACACUAUCACGAAGCAACGGGAGAGAUGGACAGAAGAAGAGCAUAGCAAAUUCCUUGAUGCCUUGAAACUAUAUGGUAGAGCGUGGAGGCGUAUAGAAGAGCAUGUGAGCACAAAAACUGCAGUUCAAAUUAGGAGCCAUGCCCAGAAGUUCUUCUCCAAGGUUGCUCGUGAGAAGGUGGGUAGUGAUGUCAUUCCUGCUAACCCAAUUGAAAUACCCCCUCCUCGUCCAAAAAGAAAGCCACUGCACCCUUAUCCACGCAAACUAAUAAGUCCAGGUGGAGGUCCGGCCCAAGAGAAUCUGGCCACCCAAUCCCCAGCUUCUGUAUCAUCUCCGCUUGAUUCAGAAAGUGAAGGCCCAACAAACUCCACUGUUAAUGGUAGCAUGGUUGUUUCACCAGGUCCUGGUGACAAUUCUUCUAGGUUUUUUGUACCUUCUGAACAAUGUGACUUGAUGGUUGAAGAGAUCAGAUCUUCAUCCUCACUAGUCCAACAGGAUACUGCUAUUCCUAGUCCAAAUGAGCAACCUUUCUUGAGGCUAGAAUUAUUACCUAAAGAAACCGAAUUCAUGGAAGACUGUUCAGCAGAAGCAUCAUCAUCACACAGACUGAAGCUGUUUGGGAAGACGGUAUUAGCAGCUGAUUCCCAUAGACCAUCGUCAUCCCGGGCCUUGGAGUCACUCUCAACAGACGAAGUGGAAGAUAUGCCUGCAUCACAAGCAUUGCCUUGGGGCUUGGUUCCAGUGAAACUUUUCCUGGGUAAUUCAGACUCCUUAUAUUACCCGUUGGUUGUUGCUAAGUCUCAACUGUGGGGGUCGCCAUGUGCCACCACUUCUCUUUCUUGUAGUACCCAACAAGUGCAUGAUCCAAUGCCGAUCAAAGUACAAUCAGUUUUUGAAAACAAAAAGAGGGAAGAGCAAGAAAACCAUUUGGAAGCUUCUUCUAUGAGUUCUAAUAGUAAAUCAAUUGAGAUCAGUAGUAUGAAACUCAGAGCAAGGUCCACCAAGAGAAAGAAAGGUUUCUUGCCUUACAAGCGAUGUUUAGCAGAAAAAGAAAACCAUGCUUCAACAAUGAUGGGGGAGGACAGAGAGGAACAACGAACCCGACUAUGUUUAUAGCAAGGUCCCGCCCCUGGUUUUUGCUGUUUUCAAGCAGAGAUUUUGUUGUCAAGGGUGAGAAUAUGACUUAUAUGAGAUGUUUAGCAGAAAGUGAAAACAAUGCUUCAUUAACUGGGGAGGACAGAGAGAAACAAACGAACCUGACUAUGUUUAUAGAAUUAUAGCAAGGUCCCACCCCUGUUUUUGCUGUUUCAAGCAGAGAUUUUGUUAUCAAUGGUGACAUUCUAACUUAGGGAACAUUAAACGAUAGAGCAGAAGCUUGUGUCGUCUUCUUCCCCAUUCUUUCGUCACUACACUUGUCAUCAUGUAUACAAUGGCCUAAAUAAUCAUGUGUGUGUAAUGUUAUUCUUACAUCGCACAUUCUUAACAGGACCCCAUGUCGCGUUCUAAUAUCUUAGCAUUUUUUUGUUGUAAAAUGUAAAAAAUUGUAAAUGUAUUUCCUUCUCUGUUUAUUUUUAAUUCUGAUGCCAUAUGCAGGUUCAUGUCAGUAGAAUGCCGAAACUCUUUUGAGAUUCAAGUUUGUUGGGGGUAGGAAAUUGUAAAUGUACAGUACAUAAUUUUCUCCUAUAUUAUAUUCGCCGUGUCUGUGAUACACGCUUGAUGGAGGC
Cuscuta europaea is the source of this 2466-nucleotide messenger RNA. The record is from the annotation of a GenBank genome assembly. Lineage: Eukaryota; Viridiplantae; Streptophyta; Magnoliopsida; Solanales; Convolvulaceae.